CCUCAGACUAAAAGCUGUUUCCUUCCAGGCAUCAGUGCUCUGCCAGACGCCUCAGCCCAGGGCCAAGCUCUUAACGCUUCCAGCAGCACCUCCACGUCACAAGGGAUCAACGGAGGGGUGGAGGAGGGUCCUCCUGGUGACGGAAGUCUCCAUGAUGCAUCCUCUUUUUCCCAAGAGUCUGUUGGUGCACCAGGACAGCCAGGGUCCUUCUUGUACUCCAUCUCUGGUGCCGAGGGACAUGGCAGUUCUUCAUCUCAGCUGCAGGCUCCAGGAACAGAGGGAGGACACGCUGACACCACGUCCCACGGUUCAGAGGCACCUGAGAUGGAGUUCAACGGUAAUGGUCACAAGCUGCUGAAUGGAGCCCUCGAGAAUGGCCAUUCAGCCUUAGGCACGGACCCGUUCAAUGAUGGAACCCCUCACACAGACUCCACAACAGGUGCUCUUGAGCCGUUUGGUACCGAUUCUCACCUGGACUAUACAGGCAUCAUAGAUGAAUCCAGUCAUGACUUCCUCAUUGGGUUGAUGGGUGGAGUUGAUCCCUUCGGUCCAGACAUUCACAUUGACACAGCAGAACACACAGGACUGUUACCACACUUUGAUUCCACAGGUGUGGAUCUGGACCCGGAGGCAGAUCUCGAUCUGCUGUCCAGUAGCAGCCCAUAUCCAGAUGCCCAUCCAGAACCUGACCACUCAUCUCCAGGCUCCUCCCCCGACCAUGUCUCAGGCUCAGACGACCCUCCUGCAGCAGACACAGGCAUGGGAGAUUACGCUGGCCACAUGGAUGCUCCAGACGCAGCAUCUGUGAUAUCACUUCCAGAUCAUUUACCCAUAGAUUACCCAGAUGUCUCCAGCACAGACUCAGCUGACUCUAAUGGGAAUGGUCGACAGAGUCUGGUUAUUGACACCCAUGGAGCCACUGUCCUGGUAGAUGGUGUGGACGAUGUUUACACCUCCACGCCUGCACCAGUGCUGGGAGACGUCCACAGUUCCACUGCCUCGGACGCUCCAGGGGCUGAUGAUGUCACAGUGACCAGUGGACUUCUGAACUUUACAGAAUCCGAGUUUGGAUUAGGACAUAAUGUCACAGGAGCUGGAGAUUUUCACAUUGUUGUCGACCACACAGAGUCAUCAGUUACAGGGGUUCCGAGCAACACUUUUACCCAGACUGAUGCUGUAGGCACUCACACGGCAACAGACACGGCAACAGACAUGGCAACAGGCACGGCGACAGACACGGCAACAGACAUGGCAACAGGAACGACAACAGACACGACAACAGACAUGGCAACAGACAAAGGAACAGCGGACCCACAAGCUGCCCGUGGUUCCAGUCAGCCUGCUGGAACAGAACAGUCACAGCUGGCUGUUCCAGCAGCUGAACAGUACAACACAUCUGGUCAGGGUCCUGAAGGUGCAGAAGAUGUGGAACUGGAGGAUACCUGCUGACUUCCACAUGAAGCCCAGGGUCCACUUCCUGCGUUAUCGUUUCCAAUGCACGGACCAAUCAGCACAGCAGCCUCCCAGUGACCCCGCCCACCAGCAAUAGUCCUCUGUGUCUGUGUGUUUGUUUGAACUAUUUAAACUUAAAUAUGACACUGUAAAUUCAAUUUCUACACUCUUGUUAAUAACUCCCUUUCCAUGUCCCUGCGCAAGAAGACGAUGUGAGAAACUUGUUUCAGAUGAAAGGAGUCCCAAUGAAAGGAUUUUCCCCUCCCUCUAAAAACUGUUGUACAAAACUCAAAAAUUUAAUUCAUCUUUGUGGUUUGUUAUAUUCUAAAGUACUGUAUUUCCAUAU
Osmerus eperlanus (European smelt) is the source of this 1798-nucleotide messenger RNA. RefSeq lists its product as uncharacterized. Lineage: Eukaryota; Metazoa; Chordata; Actinopteri; Osmeriformes; Osmeridae. The transcript has 29 exons. The record is from RefSeq and is a predicted model, not a curated record. Bases 325 to 1449 code for a protein of 374 amino acids.